Molecule: messenger RNA, 3188 nt
Organism: Mya arenaria
Lineage: Eukaryota; Metazoa; Mollusca; Bivalvia; Myida; Myidae
Exons: 18
Coding region: 86-2299 (737 amino acids)
Biological process (GO): protein ubiquitination
Molecular function (GO): metal ion binding; ubiquitin-protein transferase activity
Source: RefSeq, a predicted model, not a curated record
CGCAAAUUUAUAUAUAAAACGCGAAAAUCGUCAUUCCUUAUCUUGGGAUCCCACCUAGACCAUUUUCGAUUUGAAACAGGAAGUAAUGGAGGCACAGGUUGAAGCGAUAAGUUCGAACCUGAAGCAGAUAGAGACGACCAGCAAAUUAGUGCUGAAGGGACUCAACCAGCUCCGAGACUCCAGCCAUGAAUGCAACUGCAAAGAAGAACUACAAGAAACGCAGACUGAAAUCAGAGCUGUUUCAACACGAGUAGACGAACUCCAGAGUCACCGUACCAGUCUCGUGGACACUCAGAAUGACAUUCAAACUCAGAUCAACGAGAUGAGAGCUCGGAUGGAGGAGAUGCAGCAAACACUGCUAGCCGUACAGACGGACGAUUUAAAACUGCAGAAGAAGUCAGAACAGACAGACGAUGGAGCGGACACUCUAUCGGAAAAGCAUGUUGCAAGCGCCUUCACAGACGCUGCGGAACAUUCGGAGCCGUUACACAUUGUGAGUGUAACAUCCGAAAAAAGCCCUAAAACAGAACUAAAUGUAAAGACAGUGAAAACAAACACUACACAUAACACUGACUCUGUAACGGCAGUGGCCUCAGUCGAUAAAACGUCGGGAACUACUUCGAGGAAAGAAACAAAGGCAGCUGAAAACCCUGUUUCAAAACACAUACACACACAAUCUGCUAAACUAAGUGCUAGCGACAAAAUGGUCAGUCGCCCAAAUUUUCAAUCGAAGCCCGCCCCUUCAGAAAAGGAGACGGCUGAAAGCAAGUACAUGACCGAGGGAACAAAGAAGGACGAGGGAGCCGAAGGAUUGCAAGUGGAGGUGGUCCGCCAGACGCGGAAGGAGUUCAUGCUCUUAGGAGAGGCGGGCUGGAGGUCCAUAGCACAGACAGCAUUGGAUGAAACGACCCAGAAGAUGAAGGAUCUGGAGGGUGUGAACGCUGUCAUCUGCCUCGACAUAUCUGAGAGUAUGGCCACUUGUAACGCCUGGGUGCAGGCACGGACAUUCGUCUGCAACUACCUAACAGGUCUGGAAGAGUGCAGACGGGAGUACGCGUCACGUGGACUAGAGGUUCAGAACGUUGCCCUGGUAACCUUCGGUCACGAGACCAAGAUCCAGGCACUCCUGACUAGCGACUACAACAACGCCAGAAAUAUCCUUGAAAAUCUGAAACUUGGCGGACCCAGCCCUCUGUUUGGUGGACUUGUGUAUGCCAUGGCAGCAGCAUGGUCACCUAGACAACAACAGAAGGUGAUAAACGGUGUCAUGGUGAACACGAAAAUUAUUCUUGUGACGGAUGGGCGGCUGUCGGAGCUGUCGCUCACCGCCGGCCCGGACAUGGCCGACAACGACAUGGAUGCGACGAGGACAGCAAUUCUGAAUUUGAUGCAGACGUUCAGCCUGAGGGACAAUGACAUGUUCUUUAUUCCCGUGGGAGACUGUGACAGGGAGUUUAUCGAGCUGAUGAGCACUGUGGCUGAGGGAAAGGUAAAGGACGUCAAGUAUGGUCGACGUCUCGCCCGACGUCUCCACCUCACUCACCUAACGCACCUGGAUCCGCUUGGUCUGACCGCAGGGCUGUUUUCGGGGCUGCAGUCACGAGACCCUUCUCUCUCCGAGGAAGACAAGGAGGACAUGAAGGAGAUACAAGAAGACGCAAAACGUCAUUUCAUGAAGGUCAUCAGCUCCGGGGUCGGGUCUGGGUCGGAGGACAUGUAUAGGGACACGAACAGCAAAACACGUCCGGCGGUGGGAACGCGUGUGCGUCGGGGACCAGACUGGCAUUGGAAACAACAGGACAGCGAUGGACCGGGAACCGUAAUAGGACAUUCUGCUGAUGACGUGCACGUAUGGGUUGAGUGGGACGCGGAUGAACACACGAAUGCUUAUCGUUACGGAAAUGGAGAUUACGACCUACUUAUUGUGGAUGAGCCUCGCGUCCCUCCGCCUGGGAAGAAGGUCGCGGUCGGCUGCCUCGUCAAACCUGGUAGCAAAGACGGGAGUUCAACUGGCAAGAAAAUGAGGGACAGCGGCGUUGUUGUCAAAAUGAGUCCACCUACGGCACUGGUUCGAUGGGAUGAUGGUAAGAGAGGGGAGUACAGCUACGGCGAGGGCGGGAAAUACGAAAUUGAAUUCUGCAAAAGCGGCAGAAGCACGUCAAUGGGAUACAGGCUGGAAUCGACCCCUGAAGCCAGUGGGCAGACGACGAACUUUUCCGUCGGUGGGGACCAAGAAAACGCGACCACAACGCCGUGGAAAAAUAAGAACAAAAACAAAAAUGCCAAUGUGAACAAAUAGGCACAACUCAGUCGUCUUGGAGGUUUUGUUCUGUUAUGUACUUACUUAGUCCAUACAUUUUGACAGUUUAUGAAAAGGAUGAAAAUGAGCAGGCAGUCGACAAUGCACAGAAAAUAACAUUCGCCAAACAGUAUUUAUUGUCUUGGUGCGAUCGUAGUCACACAGUUUAAUUCACAUAAAUAUUAUUGUUAUAUAUGACACUAAGAAAAUUACAACUAACAACUGAAAUCACUAAGCCCCUACAUUUUUGGUGCAUACCUAUUGUUCUAUUCACAAGGCGAAAAAGCUCCGAGGGGCGGGGCGGUAAUGAGAAAAUGCGCCAAGUAGCAGGGCAAAAAUGCCACUUUGCGUAUGUUUUCUGAGAUACAUUGUUAUCCUAAUAUAUAGAUUUUCCGUAUAUUUCAAAAGGUAUAUUUUAAGUGUUUUUUAUGUACAUAAACUAUGUGUGAUACGUUUUUUCUGCCUCGCAUCCAUAUUAAUUAUUCCCUAUACUGAUUUUUGUGUACACUUAUAAAUGGGAUUUUGUUACAUAAGGUCACUUGAAAAUAUCUUUGUUUUCGGAUCGCCUUCAGGCUAGUGUUGUCAACAUGAGGUUUUCAUUUAAAAACAGUGCAAAAUAAAGUAUUUCAAAUUAUGAUAAAGCGUUCCAUAAGGGCGUUUGAUGCACAUCGUAAUCUGAAAUAAUUAGAGUUACAAUAUAUUGUAUAAUACUGAACAUUUUCCGAGGUGUGCUUUCUUUGAAAAUAUACGUCUUCUGCACAUUAGAGCAUGUGCAGAACAUUUGUUUUUGUCCUUUGUCGUUCCUAGGAUAUAUUCUAGGCCCAAUGUUAUUUUUAAUUUAUGUAAAUGAUAUGUCUGCUGUGGCAAAAAAAUAAACUUUUACAAUUGA